UCGGCUUCGAAGAAGAUAACGGCAUGCAGGAAGAUGAUAGUUUAUAUUCGAACAAGUUGGGUCGUGUCAUUUGGGAAACUCACGUUUAACACAAACAUAAAAGCAGCGUCGUCUUUUGUUUUUGUCGUGUUGUGACUGCCUUAGCUUCGCCGCCGAUUACCUCGUCGUCUGAAUUUGCUAACAGGGUGCUAACCGCUCUUUGGCUGCUGUGCGUAAAUGUUGCGCCGCCCUAGCAUAAACUUUUCUAAAUGUUCGCAAAAGACACAUCCGCUAAUGAUUAAUGUGAGCAGGCCGGUGAGCGCAGUCGGACAUCAAAUGGCUGAAAUGUCGUAAAAAUGACAGCGGCCGAUGUUGUAGCCUGCCACUCGACCACAGAUGUUACCUACGUGUGCUACUCGGUUAGCCACGUAAACGGCUUCUGAUCGGCGUUGACGUAGCAGCAGCUACCAGCUAGCUCGCCUGUCAGCUGAGAGUGUGAAGCUGCUUUACAAGUUAAGUCAGAAGACCCGACACUUUUCUGAGAACUGAAGAACACUAAAGACCUGAGGGAGCCAGAAUGCGAUAGCUGGGCGCGGACGUGUGGCUCGUUGCAUUUAGCGGAGGAUGAAGCGAGUCUUCUGGCUGUUAACAGGAUUAAACAGAAGAAUGGUGAAAUUACUUUUUGCCAUCGCGUUGAUUGCAUACAUCGCUUCCGUCUGGGGAACAUAUACAAACAUGAGAUCAAUAAAAGAGAACGGAGAGGUGAAGAUUGAUCAGAAGAUUGAUGAAGCUGUGGCUCCCCUCCGCGAGAAGAUUCGUGACUUGGAGCACAGUUUUUCUCAAAAAUAUCCACCUGUGAAAUUUCUGUCAGAGAAGGAUCGAAAGAGGAUUCUGAUUACUGGUGGUGCGGGUUUCGUAGGUUCCCACCUGACUGACAAGCUGAUGAUGGAUGGCCACGAAGUGACUGUGGUGGACAACUUUUUCACCGGGAGAAAAAGGAACGUGGAGCACUGGCUUGGCCACGAAAACUUUGAGCUCAUCAAUCAUGAUGUAGUGGAGCCGCUCUACAUUGAGGUGGAUCAGAUCUACCACCUGGCCUCUCCAGCCUCUCCUCCGAAUUAUAUGUAUAACCCCAUCAAAACUCUUAAGACCAACACCAUCGGCACUCUCAACAUGCUUGGCUUGGCCAAACGAGUGGGCGCCAGGCUUCUCUUGGCUUCUACCUCUGAAGUUUAUGGAGACCCUGAAGUACACCCCCAAAAUGAAGAGUAUUGGGGGCACGUAAACCCGAUUGGGCCUCGAGCGUGCUACGACGAAGGGAAACGUGUCGCCGAGACCAUGUGUUACUCCUACAUGAAGCAGGAAGGAGUGGAGGUGAGAGUGGCGCGAAUCUUCAACACGUUCGGCUCCCGAAUGCACAUGAAUGAUGGGCGAGUUGUCAGUAAUUUCAUCCUCCAGGCUCUCCAGGGGGAACCACUCACUGUCUACGGCACUGGUUCCCAAACAAGAGCCUUCCAGUAUGUAAGUGACCUGGUUAAUGGCCUGGUGUUGUUGAUGAACAGUAACAUCAGCAGUCCUGUCAAUCUGGGGAACCCAGAGGAGCACACCAUCCUGGAGUUCGCACAGCUCAUCAAAAGUUUAGUUGUGAGUAAAAGUCAGAUCCAAUUCCUUCCCGAGGCCCAGGACGACCCACAGAGGAGGAGGCCUGACAUCCAAAAAGCCAAGAUGAUGCUGGGCUGGGAACCCGUGGUGCCCCUGGAGGAGGGCCUCAAGAAAACGGUCCAGUACUUCAGCAGAGAACUGGAGCACCAGGCCAACAACCAGUACAUCCCCAAACCCAAAGCGGCCCGCAUGAAGAAAGGCCGACCGAGACACAUUUGAGCAGGACCCGUUUUUACAUUUUUUUUUUUUUUUUUUUUUUUUUUUUUUUUCCCCCCGAGCUUGCACAGAGGCGCAUUCUGGAAUAUUUAUUGUGACGAGACUUUUGAUUGUUGCCUUGAUAAGGAGUUGCAAGUUGCACUGUGAGGCCUCCCUCGCCUGAGCUUUUUAGGUCGGACAAGCCAAUCGUUUCAAACACAGCCUAUAGUAUCUUUUUUUUUUUUUUUUUCUGUCAAUUUGUGCUUAAGCCAUAUAAAACUGUUGAAGCGCUUUAGUGCUUAUGUAUUUUUUUUUUGACGUUUUUUUUUUUUUUUUUUUUUUUUUUU
Messenger RNA from Syngnathoides biaculeatus (alligator pipefish), 2183 nucleotides. It is a transcript of the gene uxs1, whose product is annotated as UDP-glucuronate decarboxylase 1. The record is from RefSeq and is a predicted model, not a curated record. NCBI's taxonomy places the organism in Eukaryota, Metazoa, Chordata, Actinopteri, Syngnathiformes, Syngnathidae. Gene Ontology annotation, biological process: D-xylose metabolic process. Gene Ontology annotation, molecular function: NAD+ binding; UDP-glucuronate decarboxylase activity. The transcript is spliced from 15 exons. Bases 604 to 1860 code for a protein of 418 amino acids. Gene Ontology annotation, cellular component: cytoplasm.